This is a messenger RNA of Triticum dicoccoides, 1319 nucleotides long. RefSeq names its product cyclin-P3-1-like. Lineage: Eukaryota; Viridiplantae; Streptophyta; Magnoliopsida; Poales; Poaceae. Bases 319 to 1038 code for a protein of 239 amino acids. The record is from RefSeq and is a predicted model, not a curated record. Gene Ontology annotation, molecular function: protein kinase binding. The transcript has 3 exons. Gene Ontology annotation, biological process: regulation of cyclin-dependent protein serine/threonine kinase activity.
UGAAUCACAUCGAUAAGACGGCGACAAAUAGCGUUCUUCCCUGUCCUUUUCCUCUUCGCACCGACAGAUCCCGCAACAAAUUAAAUAGAAGAAAUACAGUCCUGUAUUUCUUUUGAGAGAGAGACAGAUCCAAAGAAGCGGCUGGCUUUGCUGCUGCUGUUCCAACCGAAAAGGCGAGGAGAGACGGAGGAGGGGCGGCCGUCGGGAGGAGCGUGAGGCCGCCAGCUCCAGCUCGAGCUCAACCCUGAAGAAGAAGAAGAAGGCCUCCUUCCCUUCCCCCGAGCUCAAGCCUAGAGCAAAGCUUACUUAUGUCUGCACAUGGAGUCAUCUACAGCUGAUGCCGGUGACAAGCAUCUGGGGAGCUACCUGACAUUGGGUUUGACAGUAUCGCAGUCAAAGAAAGGGGAUACUAAGUUUCCAAAGGUCCUGUCGCUUCUUGCCACAUAUCUGGGCAGAUCAGUUCAGAAGAAUGAAGAAUUACUAGGUUCUAAUGGAAUAAAGGAGUCGACCACCAUCUUUCAUGGCCAGAAGGUGCCAGAUCUCAGUAUACAGCUCUAUGCAGAGCGCAUUUUCAAAUAUGCCGAGUGCAGUCCAUCCUGCUUUGUGUUGGCACUUGUCUACAUGGAGAGAUAUCUACAGCAGCCAAAUGUGUACAUGACGCCCUUCAGUGUUCAUCGCUUGCUGAUUACAAGUGUGGUGGUUGCUGCCAAAUUCACAGAUGAUGCGUUUUUCAACAAUGCAUUCUAUGCUAGGGUGGGAGGAAUCAGCACAAUUGAGAUGAAUCGUCUCGAGCUGGAUUUGUUGUUUAAUCUGGACUUCAGGCUUAAAGUGAACCUAGAGACAUUCGGGAGCUACUGCUUGCAGCUGGAGAAACAUGCACCUGUGUCACCAGAGAGACUGCCGGUUCAGGUUCAUUGUGUCAGUGUCAAAGGAUCUAAAGAUUUGAGCUAUAGCAGCAGUGCUAGCGCCGACGAGUUUUGCCAGAGCAAGCUUGUUCGCCAAAGCUACAGCAGUCAGGCUCUCCAAGGAUGCAGCUGACCAAUCUAUUUAUGGCCUAAAGUUUUGCAAAGCAUGUGACCUGAUUACUGAUAAUUCUUUUAGAUCUGACAUUUGUGGAUUCAGAUUGCAUUAAGUUGUUCUGGGGGUGUUUGAUUAGUAGGGCUUUGAUUCUACUCCCUCUGUAAAGUAGAUGAUCUAAACGAUCUUAUAUUUCUUUACAGAGGGAGUAUUUUACUUCUGUAACACUGUAAUUCUUGCAAACCACUUUGUUUAAAAUGUUCACAAUCGAGUUGGGAAACAACAGGUCUGAACAUUGUUCA